UGUAUAUGCGGUAGUUCCGGUUCUGGGAAAACUCAUCUCACUUUUAACAUGUUGUUAGAUUUCGAUUCUUUGUAUAUCUACACAACAACACCAGAGCAAUCGUAUUAUCAAUUCCUCAAAGCUUUAGAAUAUCUACCAAAGAAAGAUGUUCAAGACAUAUUUCAAUAUUACGAAGAAAACGAAGAAGAAGUUGAAAUAAAAGAUAUAGAUAACUUCAUUAAAUCAAAGAAUCCAACGGAUAUAAAAGUUUUUCUUACGAAAUAUGUUAAUGAUCUAGACUUGUCUAAUAUUGAUAGCAUUCGAAAGAACUUAAUAUUGUUUGACAACUGCGUAGCGCAAAGACAUCAAGCUGUUCAACAAGAAUUCUUCACGAAAGGAAGACAUCACAACUGUCACAGCAUAUACCAAUCCCAAUCUUUUUACGGGAUGGAUUCUAUGUUCAUUAGAAAAAAUGCAAAUUGUUUUUUAUUAUUUGAAUUAAAUGAUAAAGAUUUAUCUCAAAUCAUUCAGUCAAUAAAUCACGGAAUGGAUAGAGAUACAUUU
Messenger RNA from Lottia gigantea (owl limpet), 543 nucleotides. RefSeq lists its product as hypothetical. The record is from RefSeq and is a predicted model, not a curated record. The annotation marks the transcript as partial. Lineage: Eukaryota; Metazoa; Mollusca; Gastropoda; Lottiidae. The transcript has a single exon.